UCGCGCUCUGAGGAGGCGGCGCUGUGCUGUGGUGCGGACCUCGGGGCGGCGUUGUCCGCGCGGCCAGGCACCUGAAAGGGUGAAGGCGAGAGAGGCAGAUGACGACGCUGAACACAGGCUCUGCAAGAUGCCCAGGAGGCUGAGGCAGGAGCAUGGCAAGUUUUCGGCCAACCUGGACAACUUAACAGGACCCUGUCCAAAAAACAAAACAAGCCAGGUAGAAGACAGAAGGGUGAGAGAGCCAGAUGCUAUGUGGAACUCCUUUGAAAGCCCUUAAUCCCACUUGAAAGAGGAGCUCCCAGGCCUCGUCCCCUCCUCAAGAUUGAACCCUAAAUAGUAUGUGGCUGAUUCUGUCACCUGAGAAGAUGAAGCAGGUGAAUUUCAAGUUCAAGGCCAGCUUGGACUUCAGAAAUCUCCAUAAUGAAUGGAUCCAGUGUAGCAGGUACAUCACCCAGUGUGAAAUGCAAAGAGGACCAAGGGUUAAAUGGACAUGAGGAAAAGGAAAACCCAUUUGCAGAAUAUAUGUGGAUGGAGAAUGAAGAGGAUUUCAAUAGACAGGUGGAAGAAGAGCUGCAGGAGCAAGACUUCUUGGACCGCUGCUUCCAGGAGAUGCUGGAUGAAGAGGACCAGGACUGGUUCAUUCCAGCACGAGACUUGCCUCAGGCUGUGGGACACUUACAGCAGCAGUUAAAUGGACUAUCAGUCAGCGACAGUCAUGAAUCUGAGGACAUUUUGAGCAAAAGUAACCUGAAUCCAGAUGCCAAGGAGUUUAUUCCAGGAGUGAAGUACUGAGCUUUUGGAAGCUUCCAGAAGGACUUGUUUUGUCCCCGUACCUGGGGCCAGCAAUGCACAAAAAGGCAGCGCUGAAGGGGGGUGGCAAGGGUGUGCAGCCAGGGCGGGUUGGGUUGGGAAGGUGGUUUAACUGGAUACUGUGACUGAGUAACGAAUGUGCGAGGUACUACUCUCCAAGCUCUCUGAGCAUGGCUCUUCUGUUCUGCUGACUUGUUCAGAGAAGUUUCCCAUUUUAUUUUAUUUUUUGAAGAGCUCUUUGGAGUUAAGGAACUGCAGUUGUUUUUUUUUCCCUUGUUAGAAAUGUUCUGUCUGUAUUCAAGCAAAGUAAGCUGACCAAGGAAAGCAGUAUUUAAGAAAUAUCUUCCCUGCUGUGUAUCUGCCAGGAGCAGGGCAUCUGGAGAGCGUAAGGAAUUUACAGCUGAGUGGUAAGAGGGAAAAAUAGAACAGGAGAUAUAAACCAGUUGCAACAUUCAGCUUCCCCACCCCUGACAUUUCCAUGGUGAAGUGGUGAACUAAGUGGCAGAGAGAGCCCUUGUCUUCUUGCCUGAGCUCUGCUCUACUAAAGAAAACACAGAUUGGAAAGUUCUUAGGUGAAUGUAACUGGAUGGUUGCAAGUUGUACAUCAGAAGAGCAGGGCUUGAUGGGGGCUGUCAUUUAGUUGCUGCUGGCCUGGUGUUGAGCAUAGGUGUGUAGCUGCUGUCGCUCAUUGUUUACAGGUAAAAGUCACAUAGAGUUGCUUUGCCUUCAUGAUUCUCAUGCGGGCUACUCCUGGCCUCUUUCUCUCACAGCUCUAAAAGACACUAUUAGCCAAAGUCUGAGACUGACCUUUUGUUGGGCUAGUUGCAUCUUGAAUCUUCUUGGACAGUUUUGGUUUUGUUUUCCUUAGUCCCAUCAAUAUCUGACUCUUACAGUGUCUUAAUUCCCUCAAAGAUUUCUGUAUUUUUUUUUUUCAAGGAAAUACAUUUUUCUAAACACUAGCAAGCUGCUCAGCUCAGUUUGGGUGCUUCUCCUGCCUUACAGAGUGAUUCCCAGAAACUAAGCUACUGAGGAGUCCUGCCCGAGAAUACAACAGAGCUCCUUGGAGCUGUUAAUGGGUAUUAAUGCUCCCACAAACUAACUUUUUUCAUUUCCUAAGCUAGGUGCACCCUUAGUUCUACCUGUAACUCACUAGGGUUUGGUUGAUCUUCUGUCAAACUGAAUUCCACUGGAAGCUGCUGCUGUGAGUAGAGGCGAAGGUGGUAAUGUUGAAGGGGAAAGGACAAGCGUCCUCUCCUGUUCAUACUCCCAGGACAAGGGAUUUGGAGAGGCCUGAGACUGCUGUGGCUUGUGUGUGACUGUCACUGUGCUGUGCAUUAACUCUGGAAGGAUCAUGUAGCUUCCAGUCUGUCAGCUUAGCAUGUGGAUGUGGGCAGAGAUUGGGAGGAAAGGACUGGGGUCUGAAAAGUUGAAACAUUUCCCUUUUUCAUAAGCUGGUUUUCCAGCUUUCCAUUUUGUCUUGGUACCAGGAAUAGAACCCAAGGUCUCAUUUAUGCUAGGUUAGUCCUACCCUUGAGCUGUUCUCAACCCUCCCUUGUUGACUUGUAGACAGCCCCAGCAGUUAAACACAAACUUCCCUGUUUUUCCUAUUAAAGUCUCAUAGGAUGGCAUCUUGUGACAGUGGCCUUCUCCCGAGGCCACAUGAUAGUGACUAGCUCAGGGAACUUGUAUGGCCAGACACACAUUGACUCCCAAAGCCUCUCCCUCAAGAGACUAGGAACUCCUAGUCCUCUAGGAAGACUUUAUUCCUGCUCCAGCUUUUAGCUUGGCUUUCCACUUAUAAUAAGGAGAAGGGUAAGGGUGGGGCAUAAAAAAGAUUCUGCCGCAGUCUCCUCUAGGCUUUUGGAGUUCAGAAUGCAUCAGGAUUGCAGGAAGAUUCUUGAGAAUCUCUAUCUGCAUAUAGUGCAUCCUCCUCUGAGUACCUGGCUGUAAAGCCUGUGUAAGCCUGAGGAGGUUUUGUUCUAUCCUAAAGUUUUACCCUUUGGAAGCCAAGCUGCUAGUUGUGGUCUAAAAGGCCUACCUUCCUUCCUACUUUGCUGGCUCUUUUUACUUGGAUGUCAGUCUCUGUUCUUUUGUCGAGGGUGCAUUUGGUUAAUACUUCUAGAAUGCUGUUGUGUAUGCCUGGAAACAAGUGCUGGUAUGUUGGGUCUACCUCAUAGGCAAGCAUGCUGACUCCAGGCUUGGGGUACAGCCAAUGAGGCUGAGCUUAGUACAUGUGGUAUGACUUAUUCCUAUGGCCCAACUCUUCUUUCAUCCAAUGUUGUGAGGUAGCAUAAUUGUGCCCUAGACUACAGGCUCAGCCUUAGUUUGCAAACUUAGCAGAAGACUUUUGGGGUUUCGUAGGUUCCCCCCUUGGGAAUCUAUACAGCAAUAUAAAAUGUACUUAAUAGUUGCUGGUCUGGCUGGCCCCAGUCUUCUUUUAUUAGUGACUAAGUUCUAAUUGUGAUUAUUUGACUCUUUAACUUUUUUCUUUUGUUGGGGGAGGGAUAAGGGACUGCAUAAGAUAUUGUAGAGGUAGGCAAAACCUAGGUACUGUAUUUAAGGGUCUGGGGCUAGUUUCUGUCUAUAGUGUACCUGACUUUAGGUUAUCAUAUAAGCAAACUAGAAUAUAGUCUAAAGAUUGAUCUUUUUUUUAUUGAACCCAGGAUUUCACAUGUGCUAUGCAAGCACUACACCAAGCUGCAUUCCCGACCUGUGAGAGGCUAGGUCUUGGUAGCAUUCGUAUUUCCAAAGUCACAAGAACUAUGAUUGCUUCACUAACCAUGGCUUUAAAAUAAAUGUUUUUAGUGAACUAUUAGGCAUUUUCCAUAUUAUUGUUAUGUCAAGGGUUUAUUUUGACUUUAGAGAGACUAAGAUGCAAGUAAAGAGCUCUGCCAGCCAGCACCUUCAAUGAGCCAGGAAAGGGGGGCAGCCAGAGUGAACCUCUUGAUUGGGGAUAUGGUAGAUGAGCGUGUGACUGGCUGGCUUCCUGAGUUUGUGUCCUGUUGCUAGAGGGGACAGGCCUCUGCAGUAAGAGUAUUGGUAUUGCAUGCUAUUAGUCUAGGUUUAUAGAAUGUCAAGGAUAGGAACUUACAGGUCUGACAAAUUUGACUAGAAGUUGGAAGUACCCACUUCUUGGAAAAGGUUAUCCCAGCCACUCUCAUCUGGGAGAACAGGAAUGGGAGGCACUAGUUUUGUCAAGUAGGAAGAGAAGAAAGGAUGCUGGUGUGUGAAACAGACCCUGAGUGACCUGUCCAUUCACAAUUGCCAUGAGACUCGUUGCCCCCUAGGAUGGCUCAGUGCAGUGGAUGUGAGCGCCUCCAAAGUCCAUUCUGCUACCUGGAGGAUGUCACCAGACUUAGACAUCUUCUAGACUUCACAGUCUGGAAGGAGGUGGGACUCUUUUUCCUAUGUUUAGUCUCCCACAAGAAGCUGCUGGUGGUGAUGGGAACAGAGAAGGAGUCUGCCCAGGCAAACAUUAGACUGCAUACUACCCUGCUGUCAUACACCACACUGCUGGACCCCAGAACAUAAGACCCACUGCUCUCUUCAAGAUGUCAAGCUUAGGAGCCACACUUCUCCUGUUCUUGGGGAACAGGAGGAAAUUGAAAGGACCAAAGGACAGAUAUGCUUUUUUUUUUUUAAUGUAAAAACCUUCCUACAUUUUUGUUGCUAAAAGUAUAAUUUAAAUGGAAGAUUUGAUGAGCUUUCCUCCCAAAUUUACCUUAUACCUUUUCUUUAAAAUGAAUAAACAAUAAAAAUUCCAGGUUACUUAAUACUA
Messenger RNA from Alexandromys fortis (reed vole), 4588 nucleotides. It is a transcript of the gene Paip2b, whose product is annotated as poly(A) binding protein interacting protein 2B. Lineage: Eukaryota; Metazoa; Chordata; Mammalia; Rodentia; Cricetidae. The transcript is spliced from 8 exons. Gene Ontology annotation, biological process: negative regulation of translational initiation. Gene Ontology annotation, molecular function: mRNA regulatory element binding translation repressor activity. Bases 421 to 792 code for a protein of 123 amino acids. The record is from RefSeq and is a predicted model, not a curated record. Gene Ontology annotation, cellular component: cytoplasm.